AACUCAAUGCCUCCGUUCUUCUCGCUACUUCUUUUCGUGCUGUGCGCAGGAAUCGCGACGGCGAUACCUGCAGCAAAUCCGGUAGCAGUACCCGCCGCAUCUGCAACAAGACCACCCACAGGAGCUGCUACGAUAAGCAAAGUCGCCGUCGACACCGAAGGCAGCGGCUGUAGGAGCGGCACAGUCGCCGUAGCCUUCGCACCGGACAAUUCGGCCCUGACGCUAAUUCUGGACGGAUUUCAUGCUGGAAUCGGGCCAGGUUACGAGGAUUUCGGGACACGUGCGUUCUGUCGGGUCAAUGUGACCAUGAGUUCGCCCGGAUGGGCGUUUGAUGUGCAAUCGGUGGAUUUCCGGUCGUAUGUGAAUAUCCAGAAAGGGGUUGAGGUGAGCCUUGUGAGCAGGUGGAAGUGGAUCGAUACCAAAGGAGUCGAUAUGAAAGGAAAGGGUAAUGUGAAGAAGGUCCUCACCGGGCCGUUCGAAGACGACUAUCUGCUUCACAAGGAUGACGAAUUAUCGGAUAGCGAGCAGUCUGUGUGUUCAAAAGUAUCGGCCAUGUUCCAGCUCAGUCUGUCGGCCACUCUGUCGGCUACCAGUCCAACGGUGACAGGAAAGGUGGACGGAGACUCGGCAGAUGCUCGGUUUGGAGAGAUUCUUAAUCUGUCAUGGAGGAGGUGUUGAAAGACCGGGAAGGGGAUAUGAUUAUACCGACUCGCCGUAUAGGUCUCGCGCGUUCUAGUACAUUGAAAGCGAUGCCAACAGCACUGAAUGAUUCUUCGUACUUUUCCACCAUAUGAUGGUCAGGUUCUUUGAAGAGGUGGAGCUCCAGAGUAAUCCUCUCAAGCGAAGGAAAUCUGUUCUGAAUUUCGUGGAUCAACAAGCCGCCGUCCCACUUGAGCAUCGU
Messenger RNA from Trematosphaeria pertusa, 901 nucleotides. RefSeq lists its product as uncharacterized. Lineage: Eukaryota; Fungi; Ascomycota; Dothideomycetes; Pleosporales; Trematosphaeriaceae. The coding region runs from base 7 to 678 and encodes 223 amino acids. The record is from RefSeq and is a predicted model, not a curated record. The transcript is spliced from 2 exons.